This is a messenger RNA of Naegleria gruberi, 3761 nucleotides long. RefSeq names its product RNA dependent RNA polymerase. Lineage: Eukaryota; Heterolobosea; Eutetramitea; Acrasida; Naegleriidae. Bases 54 to 3761 code for a protein of 1235 amino acids. Gene Ontology annotation, molecular function: protein binding; RNA-directed RNA polymerase activity. The transcript has a single exon. Gene Ontology annotation, biological process: siRNA processing. The record is from RefSeq and is a predicted model, not a curated record. Gene Ontology annotation, cellular component: nuclear RNA-directed RNA polymerase complex.
CACAAUUCACUGCAAACCUUCCCAAACUUUUCUCCAUUAACAAAAACCAUGAAAUGCCCUUCAAACAGAAUGAUUCUAACAAUCAAACAACAGCAAAUUCGUCCACCGAGCAAUUAAUAGAUAAUCUCUUCUACUGUUAUCAUCUUUCUCGAAAUAAAACACUUCCAUUGAUUCGGAAUGAACAUGAUGCUGGUAUUUGUCUUGCCAGAUUGAGUCAUCUCAGAGGGGAAGGUUAUUCAGGUAUGUCCUUCGAUCAGAGAUUCGAAUUAAUGAAGAAAGUUAGUAAGAAGGUAAUAGUUACCUACCCCGAAGGUUUGGAAAGUAUCAACAACUGGUUUUUGGAAGGAAAAGAUGAUAAAUCGUAUUCUGAUGGAAGGGCAGGAUUGAAAUUGAGUAGAAUGAGGUCAAUUACGUUCUAUUCUUUUAUUGCUGCUGAGAAAGCAGAGCUAUGUGUUAUAUUUAAAAGCUCACCAAAAGACAAUUUUGUUAUUGGAAGAUUUAGACAAGAGUUUGGAGGUGAUUGCAUAUUGAAUGUAUCGUUUAUAUUCUCGAGAAUGGGAUUGAAAUCUCAAAGAAUGGUUCGAGAUGAACAAAUGAAUGGUUCUAUUCUCAAUCCAUUUAGCUUUGAAGAAAUCGAUUUUUUCUUCCUGUUGACCAAAAUGAAAAUUCUGAAACAGGAUACUGAUAUUAUUAAUGAUGUGUUUGAUAAGGAGUACAUCAAGAAAUUGAAACAUCAAUCAAGAUUUAGAAAUGAGUUGAUAACUUGGAAGAAAGCAUUUAAAGACAAUAUCAAUCCAUUACCUUUCAAAUUUGGAAAAUAUCAAUUUAAUAUUCUUUGCCAAAAUACUAGUGGAAUGCAUUCAUAUAAGUAUGUGUAUUGUUGCCCUCAAUUAGCAAAUACGCAGGAUCCAACAAGAAAGCUCUCAACUGUUGAACAAAUUAAAGAAUGGGCAAUUCCUAAAGAGCUUAAUCCAACUCUGUAUGAUUCGAAAAAUAUAUUAAAGCAGAGAAUUAGAUUGGCUCUUUAUAAUACACCAGUGAUCCCAACAGAAAUCAUUCAAUAUUUCACAGUAAUUCCAGAUAUUGAAAGAGAUGGUUUCAACUUUACAGAUGGUUGUGGAUUUAUUUCUCCAGACAUGGCUAAGAAAGUUUACAAACACAUCUUGAAUGCCGAAAAUAGAGUUUUGAUAAAAACUGAUCAAGAGGAAGAUGAAAUUGGAUAUGAUGAGCAACGUGGUUUUGAUUUGUUUUCUGAUAGCUCUUACAUUCCUUCAGCGUUUCAAAUUAGAUUUAGAGGAGCAAAAGGAAUGCUUGUUGUUAAUACUGAAACAUUUGAAAAGUAUAGAGUUCACAUUGUACUGAGAGAAUCAAUGGUCAAAUGUAAAACUAAUGAAAAAGUUGACCAAAGUUUUAGCACUCUUCAAAUAGUUGGUCAUUCCAGUCCAUGCGAAUUAACAAGAGUCAACUCUACAAUCAUGCACUUACUGAGUGGAUGUGAUUCUAACGGAGAAGUGAGAAAGAGAGUAUUAGAGAUGGCAUCUGCUCACGUUCAAAACUCUUUAGACAAAUACGUUCAUGAAGAUACUGAAGUUAUUGCGAGGCAAUAUAUGAAAGAUAAUAAUUUGAUUUCCCUUAAUGUUCUCUCAACCACAAAAAACAAAGGAUUUGCAUUUCUGGCUGGUCCAUACAAGAGUCUCAUAACAUCAUUGAAAAUUCCAUUCUCAAAUUCAAGAAGAUUAUAUGGAGUGGUAGAUCCUUAUGAAGUCCUCAAUGAAGGAGAGGUAUUUGUUCAGAUUUCUUCAUUUAAAAAUCCAAGUCACAAACAAGUUCUACAGAAAGAAAUUGUAUUGACAAAAGAACCUUGUCUUCAUAGAGGUGACUUGAGAAAAAUCAAAGCAGUUUACUAUCCCAAAUUAUCUCACUUGUGUGAUGUUAUUGUUUUUUCAUCAAAAGGUAAAAGACCUGUACCAAAUAUGAUAUCAGGAUCAGAUUUGGACGGAGAUCAAUUCUUUGUAUGCUGGGAUGAUUUAAUUGUAGAUAAUGUCAAAAUAUUUGAACCUGGCUUGUUUGAUGAAGAAAUCAAACAAGAAGAUAUUCGUCCAUUUGAACCAGAUGUUUUUAAAGAUUGGGUUGGAGUAAGACAUGCCUACGUAGACCAUCAUGGAUCUAACUGGACAAAUGAUGAAAAUUGGAAUAAGGAAAUGAGAAGACUUUGUGAAAUUGUCAAUCAUGCAGUGGGCUCUCCAAAGAAUGGUGUAAUUUCUGUAGCAACUAGAGAAGAGGAUUUGAGAUUUAUAGAUAAUUUCCCUGGAUAUCCUCACUACCAUCAAUCGAAAAGAGGUGCCUUGAAAAAAAGCUCUUCUCUUGCUUCUGAAGUAUAUCAACAAAUGGUUGAUUGCAUAACUAAAACUCUGGAACUGAAAGAGCACAAUAUACGCAUAUCUGUACAAAAUGAUAAGGAUCACAUUUUGGAAAGUAUUAGAUUGGAGAUUUUCGACCUAUUACUUGCAAAUACUUCCAAUAAUUUUGGAGAAAAAAUCAUGAAGAAAAUAAGCGAAUUUAUUGGGAGAGCACUUACUAUCAAACAUAGAGCUCAGUUUCUUGCAGAGUUUUUCAAUUUAAUGUACGAAUUUUUUACGAUCCAAUCAAAAGAGCUAGUUUUGUUCAAUCUUAAAACAACCAUUCAAAAUUUAUCAGAAAGCGGAAUGAAAACUGCAAUUGAAUCCGUGAUAUCCAACAAGCAUGUUCUGUUUAUAUCUGGGUUUGAUGAAACACAAUUUACUAAUCGAGAAUUGGUACCAAAGAAACUGAAAAUUGACUUUUCCUGUUCUGUUUAUGAGAUCAACUCUGAAAUGCCAAAUUAUGAAGAGUUUUUGAAACAAGAAUUGUUUUGUGCUGCUCAAGAAGGCUUACAAUUAGAAUUGGGAAUUAAUUUACUUUUUGGAAAGACUCUUAUUACUGUACUACAAGAGGUGAAGCAAGUAAGGAACAAAAUUCUUUUUGAUCCGAAAGCUUGCUUCGAUUUUGGAAAGUCCAAGGUUUUAUCAAACGAAAGGUUUGGACUAAAAUUAAUAGAGCUAGCAGCUAGAUACGACUAUGGUCCUGCUCUCAACUACUUGGGCGAAUUGUACGAAAUUGGAAGUGUUGAAAUCGGAUAUGAGAAAGACUUGAAAAAAGCUCUUUCAUUAUUCGAAAGAUCUUCUCUUCACAACAACGAUGAAGCAUUUAUGAAACUAGGAGAUUAUUACUAUUUCAAUUCGAAUGGUGAUCCCAUCCCUUACUACACCAAAGGAGCCGAAUUGGGAAAUAUAUAUUGCAUGACAAAAUUAUCAACCAUUUAUUUCGACUCAGAUAAUCUUCAAAAAUCUUUCCAAUACAGCUUACAAGCUGCACUUAUUGGGGACAGUAAUUCAAUGAAAAAUGUUGCUAUUUCAUAUAUGCAUGGCGAGGGAGUGGAUCAAGACGACGCACUAUUCUUGUAUUGGAUCAAUAAGGCAAUAGAAAUGCAAGUUAAAGACAGCAUGACGAUUCUUGCAGAUUUUCAUGCAUUUAAGAAUGAUUUCAAGGAAGCUUUUGUGUGGUAUACAAGGGCUCUUGAAUUUGACGAUAGUGAUAUAGAUGCAAAGCAAAAGUUAGGAGUAAUAUACAUGUAUGGAUUGGAUAUCGAGCAGAAUUAUGCGAAGGGUAGUAAAAUGAUUAAUGAAACUGGAGGUAACUUAGAAGAAGUUCUUAGCAAUUUUAGAAUAUUUCUCCAAAAAUAA